GAAAUUUAUUCAGCCUUGGGCCAACCGUCGUCCGCGUACAACGUGCCCAUGUCUGCUUGUAACGGAUAUUUCGCGCCAAAGUUUACAUUGAGGAUUGGAAAAUGAGAAUAUUUUUUGAAGUGCAGCAAGUUGAAAAGUGUGGAUUCUACUAGUUCUAGUCAAUUAAACUGACAAAAAGUGAAUCGUCUAACUGAAGUGUAAACGUUUACUUUGUGUGUGCGAUGCAUAACAGUUAAGUUGGAGUUAAGCACUUAUUAAAAAUGUGUUGCAAGACGGGCGCAUAAGAUUUGUUUCCCAGUGCAUAAUUGAUAGAAAGUAUCCGGAGCGCCAACAUGGGGACCAAUCGGCUGCUUUCACCAUUUACUUUGCUGCUGAUUUGUACAGUCGGGUGCACGGUGCGUGGUGAGGACGAGCAGCACGACGCUCGGGAAGGCGAUGACGUCACCAUGCAGUGUCGCUUCGCCCUGGAGCCGCUCGCCGGAGAGUCGCUCACCUACUACUGGGUGAGGAGCACCGCCAGCGGACACGACAACGUCGCCAUCGGCAACAUCCCCCUCGAAACUAAUUACCAAAUUUCGUACGCUCCAUCUGAGGGUCGGUUCGACCUGUUGGUGUCGAACGUAUCGUACGAGCGGGACAACGGGCGCUUCGAGUGCCGCGUGAAGGCGGGCGGGUCGGGGCGCACGCUGCACGCGCAGGGGCACGCGCUCACCGUGCUCACCAGCCCGCGCGCGCCCGUGCUCACGCCCGGCUCGCACGCGCAGUCCCAGGAGGGCAGGGAACUCAACCUGUCUUGCUCCAGCUCGGGGGGCUCUCCCGAACCCACCAUCAAAUGGUACCGCGAAGGUUCGACGUACCCCCUCGAGGCGACAAUGGUCCACGCCAAGACGCGAGCAGAGCCCACCGUAGCGACGCUCACCCUGAUGCCGACCAGGGAGGACGACGGCGCUGUUUUCCGCUGUGUCGUGUGGAACAGAGCCAUGUCUGAAGGCAACCAGCUCGACGCGUCUGUUGACCUCAGCGUUAACUAUUUCCCUCGAGUUGAUGUUGCCCCAGAAAAUCCUUUGCGGGUAGAAAUUGACGGCGUUGCUACCAUGGAAUGUAAAGUGGAUGCCAAACCCAAAGUGACCACUGUCAGAUGGACCCGAAAUGGCAAAUACAUAUCCAACUCUUUUACACACACUAUUCAAGGAGUAACUGUUCAAGAUGCGGGCAAGUACACUUGUAGCGCCGACAACGGUUUAGGUCGACCAGGAGAGAAAGAAAUGUACCUUGAUGUACUGUUCCCUCCGAGUGUGACCGUCGAAUCUAAAACUUAUGAAGCAGAAGAAGGAGGAAACGUCGAAAUACAUUGUCAAGUUUCAGCGAACCCCGAACCUACGUCAGUUGAAUGGACAAUGGAAGGAAAACCUGACUUCCAUCAAACUGGAAACAAUCUCACCUUAACGAGAGUAAAUGCCGAGAUGGCCGGAACAUACGUUUGUCGCGCAGUCAAUGUUAUAUCAUCUAGUAAUGGAAAGCGGACGGAACGAUCCAACACCGCAUCAGUCGCCGUGUUGGUGCGACAUAAGCCUGGGCGUGCAUUUAUCAGUCCUGAUAGGCCGGUAGCUCAAGAAGGAGCUGGAGUCACUCUUACCUGCAGCGCUAAGCCACCAGGCUGGCCUGCUCCUCAAUACCGAUGGUUCCGAGACAUGGAUACUAACUCCGACGCUAAGCCGGCUGUACUAGCGACAGGCAAUCAAUAUUCCAUACCAAGCGCACACCUUGGCAGCGAGGGUGUUUAUCAUUGUCAAGCCACUAAUGAAUUAGGUCAUGGAGAGCUUGCAUCCGUCACACUUGAAGUUCACCAACCGCCGCGUUUCCAAACCAAGUUACAAACUCACAUGACUAAACGUUCCGGUGAACAAGAUUUCACUGUUACUUGCAGUGCACUCGGCAAACCGCGUCCCAAUGUGAAGUGGUUCAAGGACAAUGCCGAGAUUAAAGCCGAUACGAACUUAUACGAAGUCAAAACUGAUAUAACUGAAAGCAGAAAUGCUGUUUAUACUGUUCAGAGUACUCUCAGGUUUAACGGUAAAGCAAGGCCGAACACUAACGAUCUAUUGCCGGACGAUAGAGGAAUUUAUUCAUGCGCAUUCGAAAACGAAGUUAAAAAAGUCGAAUCGACGAUGCACCUGCGAAUAGAACACGAACCUAUCUCGAUUCGGCAACAUAAUAAAGUUGCUUAUGAUGUAAUGGAAACAGCUGAAAUUUUAUGCAGAGUCCAAGCAUACCCCAAGCCUGAAUUCCAAUGGUUUUACGGAUCAAAUACAGCUCCACUGCAGAUGUCCUCCGACGGGCACUACGAAAUAAAUACAACGACCGAUAAUAACGACUCGUACAGAAGUGUACUGAAAAUAAAAACGGUGAAACCGCAGGACUAUGGGGAUUACUACUGUAAAGUGAAGAACUCUCUCGGGAGUAUUCGACCUCAAAUAAGAUUACAGCCCAAGGGAGCGCCGGAGUCGCCUCGCUCGUUGGAGAGCCAAAAAGUAGGGCCGACGUAUGUGACUCUGAAGUGGGAAGCUGGCUUUGACGGUGGCCUGUCGAGUACUAAGUACUUCGUGCGUUACCGGCGCGUGUCGCUGCGCGGCGCGGGAGCGGCGCCCAGCUCGGAGCACUGCGCCUCGGACCGCACCUCCGAGUUCGACUGGAACGAGUACGACUGCGGCCGCAUCAACCCGUGUAACGUCACGCGACUCGACCAACACAACACCUACUCCUUCAAGGUGAAAGCUGUGAAUACUAAGGGCCAGAGCAAUUAUUCGAAUGAGAUCGCUGUGACUACCAAGGUGGACAAGAUCAAUCCCCCGGAGCAGGUGACCUAUGACCCGAGCACGCAGGCGAUAGCCUUCACUGUGACCCCCACGUGCCUGUCCCUGGUGGGCGUCGUGGAGGGCCUAGCCACCAUGUCAGGCACGGCCGGCUGGCAGGUAGUGGACACGGUGCCCCUACGUCUGUCGGGCGCAGUGGCGACUGUACAAGAGGCGACCGUAGAGCUGCCGUCGAAGCCGGCUCGCACCGCCACGCGACACGUCACCGACCCGCCGCUGGACGACUUUAACCCUCGCAUACGCCUGAAAAUAUGCUUACAAGUUAAUCAAGACGUCUGUAGUGAUUACACUGAAGCGGAAAUUGGAACAUCCUACAUCAAGGAGACGUCAGCGCGCACUACUGCCGCUAUUGUAGGAAUAUUUGUCACGACCGUUGUGGUUCUGCUCUUCGUUGGACUACUACUCCUUAUCUACCAGUGCAGACGUAGACCUAACAAGAAGGAUAGAUCCAAAGACUACGAGAUGGACUCCAUGCGACCCGCUAAAGUGACGCCGCAGAACCAGGCACCACCGCCUUACUACCCUAGCUCAGGCAUGGAGAACAAAGCUCUAGAACAUUCAAUGGAUAUGGCGUUAUCCAUGGAUGACUCGAAGACUGCAGUAUACGCUACGCAAGGAGGCUACGCGUAUCACGUACCUCCUCACACACAACCUCAUCCAGGACAAACUAUGCCUAAUUCAGAUUGGGUAAACAUGGGCUUCAUAGAAAAUAGUUAUACGAAUAGUAAUAACGGGGGCAGCGUGAACUCGCAAGACUCGCUGUGGCAGAUGAAGAUGGCUGCGGCGAACAAUGCGGCGACGAUGCCGGCGCACCAGGUGCUGGACAGACAGAGCAACUAUGACUACGACCCGAUCUCGCACGCGGGGUACAGGAACAUCGACGACUACGCGCACUACUCGCACCUGCCGCACGCCAGCCAGCCGCCCGCGCCCAGCGACUACGACAUGCGUGCCGCGCAGAACCCCUCGCGCCAGGAGUACUGCUCGGACCCGUACGCCUCCGUGCACAAGCCCAAGAAGCGGAUGGACCAACACAUCGAAUCUCCGUACCACGAGGUGAGCGGUUUGCCGGAGUACGGCAUGCGCGGCGGUCCGGAGGAGGGCGGCGCGGAGGAGAAGCCGCUGCACAUGUCGCUGGGCUACGACGAGUCGCUGGAGUCCGGCUACUCCACGCCGAACUCGCGCGCGCGCCGCGUCAUCCGCGAGAUCAUCGUAUGAACAAGGCUGUAAAGCGGCCAGCGCGAGCCCGCCGGCGCACCAGGUGCCCGCGACAAGCGCCGCGCGCAGCCAUCAUAGUCCGCCCCUGACUUCCGUUUAUAAACCCCCUUCUGGACUUACCAUCAACUUUCAUUGCCACUAAGGACUAAAAGUGACAAAAUCACAAAUUUGUGUUAUUGUCAUUAAAACUUUGAGUGCAGCUAUCGUUCUAUUGUGAGAAUAGUGAAAUAUAUGUGUAGCUUGUGCGUGGGCACAGUAAAUUUUUGUGAUAAGUUGAGUAAAUUACUUUAUACAGGGAAGGAACACUAGAACUAAAAUGGGACGGAAUUGGACUUGAAAAGUUCGUGAGUGUCGUGAGAAUCGUAAGUGCUGUAAUUAACUAUUAAACGGAAACCAAAUUAUAUCCUGGUAUUGGAAUCUCAAACUGUGGAAUACGCAAUUCUUAGCCCAAUCAUAAACUAGUUUCAGUUUACUUGCCAGCUGAAAUGUGUGUAAUACAUUAAACCAUGUAAUUUUAUGGGCAAUGCAUUCCUACAAAUUACUAUAUAAUAAAUACUUACAUUAAAGCAGAACAAAAAUUUUAACAUAUUUUCGAUUUAUACAUGGUGUUUAAAAUGUUGAUAAGAACUCGUUUGACAUAUUUGAAACACGUUCUUCCCUACACCAUGCACAACACUUAUCUAAAAUGACUCUCCCAACGGAAGUCCAAUAUGUUGAUUGGUUAAAAAUACGCAAAACCUGUAGAGAUGCAUUGUCCACUUCGACAUUUAUUGAAAUCCACAAAAACGUGAAAACAUCGUUACGUGUAUAGAGACGCAAGUUGCCAUAAAACUACUUAACUAGUUCUUUAAUUAAGCUAUCUAUCGCGACGAACUGGUAGAAAAGCGAUAGGAUUAUUAAGUAAGGUCUUGUUAUUUCAUGAUAAAAUCCUCUUUUACUUUCGUCCUUUAAACAACUUCGAAACAGUUAAGUUUUGUACUAAGGGAAGUAAUAUGUGAUCUCCGUAGCUCAUAUUUUGUAAUAAAUGUGGUUUAUUAUUGAAUUUAUACAAGUAUGGUGCGAGUUGUAAAUAAAUCAUCCAAGUAUAGAAUAGUGAUCGUUGUCAGUUGUGAUGGUGUGACGUGUGCACGUGAAGCACAUUCACUGUAGAGUUUACGAGCACAAGAGUGGUGACACCUCCAUUUGGCAUGACAGAGUUCGAGCUCACUCACUUCCUACUAAUUUAAUCAAAGUAAUUUGGGUGUCGUGUAGCAUCACUUCAGUGUGACACGAACACUGCGCCACAGUAUUCAUAUCCAACAUAAUACUUUAGAAAAUAUACAAUACAAUCACAUCACAAUAAAUACAAAUUCGUGUAACAUUUCACAAACAACAUUUUUACGAGAACUCAUUAUUGUACGGGAGAUUGUGUGCAGAUUUAAAUCAGCAAGCUAUAUUCUGAACCCAAAUAAUCUUGUCGAAGCCACAAAUUCCUUUUUACGCGACCUCAAGAUGUGAUCUGGUAAUGACCUCAAUUUCUAUAUGAAUUGCACUGAUGUCGGGAAUAACGACUCCCUGGAACAUUGUUUAGUAACGACCGUAAUUACAUUUUAUUCUUUAUUAAAACUGUGUUUUAAAAAUAUUAACUUGGUCUUUACUUGGGUAUAAAAAUAAGGAUGGCGUCAACGUCGACAUUCAGAGUUCUCAUCAGCAGGUUUAAUAUUCUACCGACGCUAAAUAAGUUUAGAGUCUUGAUCUGUUGAAAUGUUGUUUACAAAAUGUCCGGGCGGCGACCGUGAGCUUUUGUCAUGUCAUAUGGUAAUUUCUUAAACUCUUCAUGUUAAACAGGAAUUCAAGCCGCAUUCAUUACAAUGCAUUGUUGUGUGAGGAGUUCAGAUCUAUUAGUGUAAGGUUAAUUAGGAGAACGAUGACAUUGGUUUUUAAAUUAUAGGAUUAAGAUAAUUAUUGGUUAAUUGUAAAUAUAUACUCUUGUUAUGUCAAUGUUCAUAAAUAUAUGAAUUUUCGAAACAUACUCUUUAUAUUAAUGACUUUUAAUGAGUUCUUAGUCUGUAUAAAGGGCUCAAAAGCUAUUUCAUAUAUUCUAGAUGUAUGAUCAACUUACAUAUUUCGGCUUUAGCCUGGGGCGUAAUCAGGGUAAGGUGCAGGAUGCACAAAUCGAUUAAAGAAUUUCUCUAUGAUUUUCUCGGGUUUCUAGUUCGGACGACGAACCUCUUCCAAAUUAGAGACUCCUUAAAUCCUGUCUAGCCCACGGUUAUAGUCAUCGAUAAAAGACUGUCAUACUGGAAGUCGAGGCAUGUCUACAAAAUUAAUUGAAUUCUGUUAUUUUUAUUUUUGUAGCAAUGGCAUAUGGUGAUUUAUUCUUCUUAAAUCUUCGUCGGUCACCGGCGGUCGACGUAAUAUAAAAAGACCUAAAUAUCUAGCUACUAUACCAUCUAAACAAAUGGCUUCGAUUAGCAGACCUCGGAUAUCAUAGAGUGCGCCAAUUUUUAUGUACACUGGCCCACAAUUCGAGAGCAAUAAAUUUUUGUUGUAGGACCCUGAUAUGGGCAAGAUGCCAGGUGUGUUACUGGUUAUUCGAUCUGUUGACCACCGUAUAUUUUUUAUGCCUUGCAAACCUGAAUUUUUAUUUUUCUUCGAAUGUGAGAUCGGUGUACAUGUUUAAUUCGUAAUAUCAUUAACAGUUUCAAUGCUGUAUCACUAUGUGCCGUUGCUUGCAAUGCUCAUCGAAAAAAACACACUUUAUGAUUGUCAAAAUGUACUAGCAUUUAGUUUAUUGUUAUUAGUGUUAAAAGAGAUGUCAUCACAGAAGACUAGAAAUCAAAAUACUUUGUUUAAACAAUAAAUAUGACAACGAUACUUUAACUUUAAUCUUUCGUGUUUUGAACGCACUUCUGAUGAAUUCUUGUUUCAUUUUAAUGUAAUUGUAUUUAUCAAGUUUUUAAGUGCUGAUAUACAUUUAUUUAGUCUUAAAUUCAUUAUAUUCCAGACAUCUAAUAAUAUUUUUUACCUAAAAGUCUAGACUGCGGUAUGUUAAGGUAUUUUCUAAAAAUAAAUUCUUACGAUAGCACUUAAUUAGUAGUAUUUCUAGAUUUUUAGAUAAAGACUGUUUUCAAAAGAUGUCUGUGAUUUACAAAUAUAAGUCUCUUUCAUUUUUUAUUAGUUCAUGAUAUUUCGCUAUUAGUUUAGUCCUCUUGGGCUAGUCAAAUUGUCUUGGCCCUGUGAGUGACACAACUUAAAAAACAUUAAACUUACUCAGUCAAAAAUAGAACUUCUUCCUUCAUAAGUCUGUUAAUUUGCCUGGAUAAUAAUAUACUAGUUACAAAAUGACGUAUUAGUUUAAGACAAUGUACAUAAUUCGUCAGAAGCAUAGACUAUAGUCAUUCACAGAAGGGGCGAAAAACUUAUGACGUAUCAAUACACGAUUUAUAUAAUAUUUAGUUAUAAUAGUUGCAAGUUUUGACUGGAUAAGUCAUCAAAAAUAUUUGACUGUCCGUCAAUCAAUUUAUCUAUUAUGUAAAUCUACUAUAUUUAUAUAAUUAUCCAUUAUAUUUUUAUAAUACUGUAAAAAGUUUUGAGCAUCAUAUUUUUUGGUAUAUUUCAUUUAUAAAACAUUCAGUUAAUCAGUUUUCUAAUUCGUUUUGACGUGUCUUUUCAUCAAAUUUAAAAAUGUAUGAAUUCUACAAACAUCAUUAUUAAUUAUAAAUUUCUACUUAAAUAAGAAACACGAGAUUUUGAGUUUCGUUUAAUUCAAUUAUUAUAAUUUAUUAUACACGUAUUUUAACAAAUAAGAAUAUUUCUCGCUACUGGUGUAUUGGAAUAGAAUACGACGAGCUUGAAAUAGGCUUAUAAUGUAGUCACAGGCUAGAAAAAAGUAGAUAGAGCUGAACAAAAUGAAAAUAAAUAAACGUGUUUUAGAUAUUUCGUUUAAAAAAAACAAAACGAAAUCCGCUCUUCAGCUUUUUGCAACGUUUUUAUUCACCGAACGUUGCAUGCUCUAUCCAUUUUCUAGUCUGUGCUGUUAAAAUACAAUUAAUAUUAAAGAUUCAACAACGAUUACUCCGAUCCUAUAAUGUUAUUAGAUAAGUAUUUCAGCAUCAUCAAUACCAUUUUAUGGUAGGUUCAUUUAAAGUUACGAAAUUUCCCACCUUGAAAUGUUAACUUGAAAUUUAUUUUACACUAUGUAUUAGAUAUAUACAUAUAUAUAUUUUAUACGAAACAUUAAUUGUACGACAUUAUAUUAUAAGGCAGUGUGAGUUUUUAUUCGUCAAUUAUAGAGCUUAUUAGCACGAGACAGUGAAUGUAUAAUAUUUUGAUAUUAUUUGCUUAGUUUUAAUAAACUCUAGGCUUAUAAAAGCAUUCAUGUAUCACCACAUCAAUAUUUGUGUGAACUCUCCAAAUUAGUACGUAUAACAUGCCUAUCACAUUGCAGCGGUAAUCCUUCAUGAAUAACUCCAAUUCAAAAUACCUGGAAAUAGUGUUAGGAUGUGUACCGCUAUAACAUUUAUUGGCCCAGUUUAUUGAUUGUUUUCGAUUUUAUUUAGAUAUGAAAAUAGAGAUUAAACCGUGGUAAAUGUUGACUUUUUAAACACCCUUGUGGUGUGCCAAAGUUGGUAAGGUUCGUUUUAGUAUCACGUCUUUACCACUUGAGUUCUCACAAAAACAGUUAACAUUUUCAUAUAAAAUAACUCGAGCCGUAUUCCAUGUAAUGUCGACACCAAGAUAACGCCUAAGACGUUCAUCCGAUGAUGUAAAUAUGUAACAUUUUUACAUUAACAUAAACACCUAAGCAACAAGACCGCUGUAAACAAACAUGCAGAAACUCAAUUAGAAUAUUUAAGCUUCAAACACUGCCUUUGCCUAAGUAUAGAAGAAUAGUUAAAAUUAUAUUAAGGGGUGAAACCAUUGAUAUUUUUUUUGUAAAUAGUCUUUCUUUUACAAUUACAUUGUAAUUUACAAUAAAUGAUACUUUAUGUGAUGUACUUAAUUGAACAUAUAAAUAUAAUAAUAUGCCAUAUGGAUAUUUGAUAAUUUUAAUAAUUUAAAAUAGCGUUCCAUUUUGUCCUGAAUUGUAUGGCGGUAAUGACUGGUGUGAUUACUCGUAGUUGAAUUAAACCAUCAAUGUACGUUGUCCAAACACACCUUGACAAAGUGGUAACGUGAUUAUAUUGACAGCAGUGGAUAUCGAAAUUGAUUGCUAAUUAUUAAUAUUACAAUUAAUGUUACGAUUUGUAAAUAGUACUAUAAACCACCCGUAAGACUUAUUAAAUAAAUUUUUCCCAUAAUA
Trichoplusia ni (cabbage looper) is the source of this 9375-nucleotide messenger RNA. It is a transcript of the gene ed, whose product is annotated as hemicentin-2. Gene Ontology annotation, biological process: cell-cell adhesion. Lineage: Eukaryota; Metazoa; Arthropoda; Insecta; Lepidoptera; Noctuidae. Gene Ontology annotation, cellular component: cell-cell junction. Gene Ontology annotation, molecular function: cell adhesion molecule binding. The transcript has 11 exons. The record is from RefSeq and is a predicted model, not a curated record. The coding region runs from base 333 to 4091 and encodes 1252 amino acids.